Molecule: messenger RNA, 4142 nt
Organism: Phyllopteryx taeniolatus (common seadragon)
Lineage: Eukaryota; Metazoa; Chordata; Actinopteri; Syngnathiformes; Syngnathidae
Gene: abtb3b
Product: BTB (POZ) domain containing 11b
Exons: 17
Coding region: 178-3204 (1008 amino acids)
Molecular function (GO): protein heterodimerization activity
Source: RefSeq, a predicted model, not a curated record
CCUGUGUGUCAGCUGACUGCGCCGAGGGCUGAGCUCUUCCCAAUUUACUCCGUGAACUUUGUGUGACAUCACCGGACACGCUCGGAGCGUCCAAACUUAUCAUUUGGCGCGCAUGGAGCGCGCGUAUGCACGCUGGGCGAUUUUGCGCACUUUUCCUCGUCGCGAUGAAGCGCCAUUAUGGCGAGGAGUAGCAAGUCGGCAGCGGCGAGGACUCUGGAGGAUUUGACUCUGGACUCGGGUUAUGGUGGAGCCGCCGACUCCUUCAGGUCUUCCAGCGCGUCUCUGUGCUGCUCGGAGGCGCAUGGGGGGAACUGCUGGCAACUGACGGACUCCAUGCACAGUCGAAACAACAGCCCGGACACUGUCAACACGGUUCUGGUCGAAGACGCCGAGAUCCUGGAGUGCGGCGGCCAGUGCGCGAAACUAGCCGAGCUUGAGGAUGUGCCGUGGAGCCUCGGGGAGGUGGCGAGAGCCCUGGAGACGGCCGAGGGAAUGAGCGCGCCGAGCCCGCCGCAGGACGUCCUGCUGCGGCUGUCGGCGCUGGCCGGCCGGGCCCUGGUCAGGGUCGCCAAGGAGGCGCAGCGCUUGAGUUUGCGUUACGCCAAAUGCACCAAAUACGAGAUCCAAAGCGCCGCCAAGAUGGUCCUGUCGUGGGUCGUCUCCGCGAACUGCAUCGGCGCCGCCCUCGGCGCCCUGUCCCUGUACAACAUGAGCACCGACGACGACAAGUUCGGCCGCGGCAAGUCCGUGCGCUGCGGGCUCAUCUUGAACGUGGGCAAAUUCUUCAGGUGGAUGGUGGAGAGCAGACUCGCGGCCAGGAUCCACGAGCACGCCGCCAUCUAUCUGGCGGCCUGCAUGGAGAGCCUCUUCCGCCAGAUGCACGCGCGGGCGCUCCGCAGUGCGCUGCUGCGACGGGACAACGGGAUCCCCAAGUUGAGCGUGGAGAGCCUGGAGCAGGCCGUCGGCGGCGACGCCGAGCUGUGGGGGUCGCUGCAGCACUGGCAGCACCUGACCUGCGGGAAGAACGCCAGUGGUGUGCUCAGCCUACCUGAAGGUUUGACUCUGCAGCAGCGAGACGCAAAGAACGGCGAGGGGAACGCCUGCAGCCCAUCCGAAGUGCGCUCCGUUGAACAGUGCUUACUGGCCACACGAGUCGGCAGCAUCUCUGAACUCAGUGAUAUGGUGUCACGGGCUAUGCACUACCUACAGCCACUGUACACCAAGAACCACACUAAUGGGACACCCAUCCACCAGAAGAGUGCAGUAAUACACUGGGCCCCCGAGGCCAUCUACACACUGUGUUACUUCAUGCACUGCCCCCAGAUGGAGUGGGAGAACCCCAACGUCGAGCCAUCAAAAGUUACCUUACAAACUGAGAGGCCGUUCAUGGUGCUGCCGCCUCUGAUGGAGUGGGUACGUGUGGCUGUUGUUCACACUGAGCACAGGCGGAGCUUCUCUGUGGACAGCGAUGAUGUUCGGCAGGCUGCCAGGCUGCUGCUGCCUGGAGUGGACUGCGAGCCCCGCCAGCUCCGAACGGAUGACUGCUUCAGCGCCUCAAGGAAACUGGAUGCUGCCUCAACUGAGGCAAAGUUCCUGCAGAACUUGGGCUUCCAUAUGCUCAGUUGCGGACGCACAGACCUGGUGAAGCAGGCUAUCAACCUGCUGGGUCCGGAUGGUAUCAACAGCAUGAGUGAGCAGGGGAUGACCCCGCUCAUGUAUGCUUGUGUCCGCGGAGACGAGGCCAUGGUGCAGAUGCUGCUGGAUGCUGGAGCUAAUAUUAACAGUGAGGUGCCCAACACAGUGCACAAGCACCACUCAGUCUUUCCCGAAACGCGCCAGGCGACGCCCCUCACUUUUGCUGUGUCACAUGGACAUGUGCCUGUGGUGCAGCUGCUUCUGGAUGCCAAAGCCAACGUGGAGGGCUCCCUGCAGGACGGGAUGGAGAACUACACCGAGACCCCGCUGCAGCUGGCUGCUGCCGCAGGUAACUUUGAGCUGGUGAGCCUGCUACUGGAGCGGGGGGCCGACCCCAUGUUGGGGACCAUCUCUCGCAAUGGCAUCUCCACUGCGCCACAGGGAGAUAUGAACUCUUACAGCCUGGCAGCUGCACACGGCCACAGAAAUGUUUUUCGGCAGCUGUUGUCUCACACGGAGAAAGGCAAAGGAGACGUCUUAUCCCUGGAAGAGAUUCUGGCAGAAGGAUCAGAGCCGGAGGGAAGAAGUUCAUCUGAGACGGACCUAAUCCGUACAGGGAAGGCCAAACUGAAAGCCCUAAAAGAAGCCAUGUACCACAGUUCAGAACACGGACAUGUAGACAUCACCAUAGACAUACGGAGCCUUGGGGUGCCGUGGACUUUGCACACGUGGCUGGAAUCUCUGCGCACAUGUUUCUCCCAGCAUCGACGUCCACUGAUCCAGGGUCUUCUCAAAGAAUUCAUCUGCAUCGAGGAAGAUGAGUACACCGAGGAGCUCAUCACGCACGGCCUGCCUCUCAUGUUCCAGAUCCUCAGAGCCAGCAAGAAUGAAGUGAUCAGCCAACAGCUGUCAGCCAUCUUCACCCAGUGUUACGGGCCCUACCCGAUCCCAAAACUGGCAGAGAUGAAACGCAAACAGUCAUCACGCCUCGAUCCUCACUUCCUGAACAAUAAAGAGAUGUCAGAUGUGACUUUUUUGGUGGAGGGGAAGCCUUUUUAUGCCCACAAAGUCCUGCUCUUCACAGCCUCCAACAGGUUCAAAGCUCUUCUUGCAAAUAGGCCUUGUGGUGAAAACACCUGCAUUGAAAUUAGCCAUGUCAAAUACCACAUUUUUCAGCUUGUGAUGCAGUAUCUCUACUGUGGAGGAGCAGAUGCUCUGCACAUUAGGAACCCUGAUGUUAUGGAGCUUUUGUCGGCGUCGAAGUUCUUCCAGUUGGAGGGCCUGCAAAGGCACUGCGAGAUGAUCUGCACGAAGAACAUAAACACAGAAACUUGCGUGGAGAUCUACAACCACACGAAGUUUUUAGAUGCACCAGACCUGGCAUCCUACAUAGAGGGCUACUUCCUAAAGAACAUGGUCAUGCUGAUAGAGCUGGAGCCUUUCAAACAGCUGCUGUAUGAAGUACCUCCAGAUAGUCCCAGCUUUAACAUCCUGCAGAACUUGGAGAAAACGCUGGCUGUCCGCAUCCAGUCCAUCCACUUGUCCUCAUCCAAGGGAUCCAUUGUUUGAACUCCUAAACUUAUAAAAACAAUUGCAGACUUGGAAACGCAAGGGAUGAAUACAACUGGAGUAUCUUUGCAAUAAAAACACAAAUAUACGUGUGUGUGUGUGUGUGUAUAUUAUAUAUAUAUAUAUAUAUAUAUAUAUAUAUAUAUAUAUAUAUGUAUGUCUGUGUGUGUGUGUGUGUGUGUGUGUGUGUGUGUGCAUGGGCUGCCUUGUUGCAGUUUGUUGUCAGCCUCUUGAUGCUUUUUAGCAGACACUCAGUUCUGGUGGAGGCUGUCUCCUCUGGCGUAGUGGUGACAAUCAUACAAUAGCUAUACUUUCCCACAAAAUGGACAAUAACAAAAUACGAUUCAUCUCAUCCAAAUACUUCUCAGCUCAUUGCUGUUUAUUCCAUGAUGAUGUUGACCUGUGGACACGGACGGGACGGGAAGGAUGCGGUUCCAUGUUUUGAGAUAUUUGGGCUUUUUUAUAAACCGAUAUACCACUGAUGAUCCUUCCUGGGCUGUGAGGAAGAGUUGCUGGUGUCUAAUGUUGUGAUUACUUGCUAAUGCAUUUGUGGUAAGUAAUAUAUUUGUACUGUCAGUCCUGAUGAUUACUCUUUAAGGCCAAAUAGCUGACCUGUAACAUAACAUAAAGUGGCGUCCAUCAUGUUUUAUGUGGAAAUCAGAAAUUCAGUUUCCUCAAUAGUCUGUAAAUAUUGUUGAUAAAAGCAGUUCUAUCAAUAAUGUAAGUCACUGUAUAUAUCCACAGAUGUUUUCUCAUGUGUCUUACUGUUGAGUAUUGCUGUUAUAACAACAACAAAAAGAAUCUUAUCUAUGUGUAAAUGUCGCAUGUCAAAGGGAGCGUGUUGGAGGAUUGAGGCCUUUGCUUUGUCUAAGCGUGAGUCAAAAGUGAGUAUUGAUUUGUCAUCAGCAUGGGUCACUAAAUGUGUCACAAAACCUCAA